Messenger RNA from Pararge aegeria (speckled wood butterfly), 679 nucleotides. RefSeq lists its product as uncharacterized. The record is from RefSeq and is a predicted model, not a curated record. Lineage: Eukaryota; Metazoa; Arthropoda; Insecta; Lepidoptera; Nymphalidae. The coding region runs from base 49 to 420 and encodes 123 amino acids. The transcript is spliced from 3 exons.
UUUGAAAAUAUAACUUUAAAUUAGUUUCUGAAUUCAUAAUUUGUGAGCAUGUCAGUGCUACCACGUGGAUACGAAUGUUCGAGAGCCGCACCUAGGUACGGAUGUGUGAAGGGCGAGUACAGCAUCUACUACAAGAGGCCUUGCUACGGCCAACCCCGUCCUCAGCCGUUUCAGAAAGAAGUAGUUCCUUAUAACGGUGAACCGAGCAACGCACCUAGGGAAAGGCCAUGCUGUUACGAUUUUCCGUGCAAAGCACAUUGCUUUAACCACGGUCCAGCUACGAGGCCUAGUGGUAGGUACGCAAGGACAAACUGGUACCCUGGCGAAUGCUGUCCUUCAGUACCCCCGUGUCAAGCUUUUACGUAUCCCAACCCGCCUUAUCAUCCCUGUUGCGCUUACACCGUGAACAAAUACGUUUAACUUUUAAUGUGAUAUACUGAGCGAGGGUGAGAUUUGUUGAGGAAGUGCUUGAUAAAUGCUCAAAGUGUGAAACUUAGGACUUCCGCGUUCAUCUUAAUACAGCAAACUUGACCUGGUAUUGGCCUGUGGCGGUUUUAUUCACGAGGAGUUGAAACUGUCCAGGCUUGUUAUUUGGGGUCGUGAAAUGGAGUAUGCGAAUUGGUGUCCGCCCUGGACUAUAAAUUCAAAUUUAUUUAUUCCGCAAUUGGUUUACAAAAAA